GGUGCUUGCUUAGUUUAGUUAAGUGUUUUAGUUUGAGCAAAGGUACGUCUUCCAUCACUUUCCUUUUUUUUUCUGACGAAGGGUAGAAAUGUCCGCUGCUGGUACGCUUUCCAUUGACUCCCGCAAGUGGGUGGAAACGAUUGAGGCAUCCGGCGUCGAAUGCCUUUGCUCUCCUGUCUCAGCCAAAAAUGUCACGCAUGUUCUUUCCACAGCCACAGUGCGCGGCCCGCAGAAGCAGCUCUGCGCAGCUGUGAGCAACUUCGUACCUGGGAUGCUGGAGAACGCGCACGGCAUUUCAAUUUUGACUGCACUGGUGUGCUAUGGUACUCCCGCAACAGUGGAGCUAAUCUCCGGCAAGCUUAUAGCUGUCGAUGAGGGCGUCUGGUCAUUUACUGCGGCGCCAAGCAAGGAGCUAACGAAGCCGCUGUCGCAUCUGCUAGAACGACUUGUGUACCGCGAAGACUGUACCGGUAAAUCUCGCAAAGCCCUUCUGGACAAGUUACAGUCUGCUGAGAAUCAGGCCCUUUUCUCCUCGCUUUUCACCCUCCCGGCUGCUGCUCGGCUCAUGGUUGUGGACCCUUCUGUUGCCCAGUCAUUCGCGGCAUCAGCGAAUUCUCAAAAGACCUUCGCGGAAUCCUGCCAAGAUCCCGUGCACGUUGCAGGUGCAGAAGAAUUCUGCCGCAUCCUUUUGGAGACGCCGACAGACGUCGCAGUAGAAUUCUUGUGGAAAUCGCUGGCCGGAAGUCUUAAGCCUACUUCCAAGACGCAUCCGCGCGAAAGCGUGCUUGCUGUGCUCGCUGCACGCGCACCAGUGUUACUUGUGAACAAGCUCGCCGGGGCGGUAGCACAGUGGUCGAACCUUCACGCACUAUGCGAACGGGACGCCUACAUGGAAAUUGUGGCGCAGCUGUUGGAGCGAAUGGAUGAUGAAAAGACGGGGAACAAGUUGGUGGCAGCCGUCGUUACUCAGAAAACUGACAUUACAGAUCGCGUGCAAUCUCGCAAGGCUGCUCCGCACCACUUACUUGCUGCGCUCACGGCCAAACCGUACUAUGCGAAAGCUCUUGAAAAGCAGCUGGGGGAGUCGCAGACGAAGCUGCUUACGGCGGCAAAGGUGCGCUUUGUAAAUGCGACGCAGCCUAAGGCGGUGUCAACCCAACGGUCCAUCUUGGAGAAGUUGACGAAGCUCAAUGCUUCCGGCGCAGGGGCAAAGCGUGCGCGAGAGUAG
This is a messenger RNA of Leptomonas pyrrhocoris, 1228 nucleotides long. RefSeq lists its product as hypothetical. The record is from RefSeq and is a predicted model, not a curated record. NCBI's taxonomy places the organism in Eukaryota, Euglenozoa, Kinetoplastea, Trypanosomatida, Trypanosomatidae. The coding region runs from base 89 to 1228 and encodes 379 amino acids. The transcript has a single exon.